AUGCUUAUUGAUUAUAUCGAACAAUUGCAAUAUGAACCAAAUAAAAAUAUGUUGUACUAUGACAGAAAAGAUCUACGUAACACACCAUCAAUUCGUGAUGGUUUGGAAAUUGAAACAGAACGACGAUAUCGCAAAGAAGGCGCUCGAUUUAUUAUGGAAUGUGGUACCCGAAUGGCAUUGGGUCAUCAAACAAUUGCAACGAGUGCGAUUUACUUUCAUCGCUUCUAUAUGUUCCAAACGUUUCAAGAGUUUCCACGUUAUGUGACGGCCAGUUGCUGUUUAUUUUUGGCCGGUAAAGUGGAAGAAACGCCGAAAAAAUGCCGUGACAUCAUUGCAACUGCUCGUUCAAUAUUAACCGAUCCACGUUUUCAGGCGUUCAGUGAAGAUCUACGAAAAGCAAAAGAUGAGAUCAUGACACUCGAAAAAAUCCUAUUGAAAAUAAUUAAAUUUGAUUUAGAAAUUGAACAUCCAUACAAUUUUCUUUUAUCGUAUGCAAAAUGCUUAAAAGGUGACAAAGAAAAAUUACAACAAAUUGUCCAAAUGGCAUGGAAUUUUAUGAAUGAUUCGCUAAGUACAACGGUAUGUUUACAAUGGGAACCGGAAAUAAUCGCAGUGGCCAUGAUUCAUUUGGCGUGUAAAUUGAGUAAAUUUACGGUUGACGAUUGGGUCGGCAAGCGUUCCAAACAUUUGCAAUGGUGGGAUAUGUACAUCGGAUCCGAUAGAACAAUGGAAAUUCUUGACGACAUUUGCCAUCAAGUGCUUGAUUUGUAUCAACAACCAAAUCAACAAGUGACACAAUCAACGCAUACAAAUUCGGUGGCAAUCAAUAAAUCGAAUGCGACAACAGUGACUGGAAAUGCAAAUAUGCCUGCAUCAGAGGCACAAGGAAUGAAACCAAGGGAUCGUCCACAAUUUACAAAACAUAUCGAUCGAUCUAUGCAACAACAUAGUCAUUAUCGUCGCCACAUCCGCCACCAUUGA
Contarinia nasturtii (swede midge) is the source of this 981-nucleotide messenger RNA. RefSeq names its product cyclin-K-like. The transcript is spliced from 2 exons. Gene Ontology annotation, molecular function: cyclin-dependent protein serine/threonine kinase activator activity. Gene Ontology annotation, biological process: positive regulation of DNA-templated transcription, elongation; regulation of transcription by RNA polymerase II. Bases 1 to 981 code for a protein of 326 amino acids. The record is from RefSeq and is a predicted model, not a curated record. Gene Ontology annotation, cellular component: cyclin/CDK positive transcription elongation factor complex; nucleus. NCBI's taxonomy places the organism in Eukaryota, Metazoa, Arthropoda, Insecta, Diptera, Cecidomyiidae.